Molecule: messenger RNA, 1700 nt
Organism: Neohortaea acidophila
Lineage: Eukaryota; Fungi; Ascomycota; Dothideomycetes; Mycosphaerellales; Teratosphaeriaceae
Exons: 2
Coding region: 133-1614 (493 amino acids)
Source: RefSeq, a predicted model, not a curated record
UCCAUUCUUCCCAUCACGCACCACCAGCUCCAUUAAACUACCUCUGCCCUGCACACCAUGGCCUGAAGAUCCAGACCACCGCGUCGCAACUCCGACUGCCACCCGGAAGCCCCUGCAGCCCGCGUCACAGCCAUGGACUCGGCCAGCAUCGACGGCAUCCUCGACCGCCUGCUCACCGGCUUCGAAGCCCUCCAAGAUGCAUACCAGAAGCUGCAAGGACAACACCAGGCAUUGGAGAAGACUCUGGAGAAGCAAAGACAGCAGUUUCAUGAGCUUCGCAAAUCAAGCACUUCGAGCGCCGUCACGAGUCCUCCCCUCAGCCUAUCAUCUUCCAUUACACAACGAAAACGGGGUACGCAGGAACACGCCCCCGGAGACGCACCUGCCUCCGAACGACUUGAACCUUUGUCGAAAGACAAGAAUGCAUUGAUAGAAGAAGCAUCGGGCGCGGCAACCGUGCUCAGGGAAGCCCUCUCUCGCCGGCCGGGGCAAGCAGAUGGAGUAAAGAUCUGGUCGGGCAGAUCUGCAGACGACACGAACCCGAGCCAGCCGUCGAUACCCGAGACGUCACAGUCCCCAUUAGAGCAAGACUUUACUAUCGAGGGCGUCCCCAGCAAACUAGGAUGCCCCUUCGCAAGCAUGGCCAGCAAAAAGCUAUCAUCACACGCGGCUAGCGUACUCAACAGGUACGGUCAAAACGGCCGAAGCGCCGCGGCAGCUGCAGCAGCAGCCAGCCCAUCCGUCAGCGCAGCCAGUCGGAUCAACGGGCGAGAAAGUUUCGCAAAUCGACAAGGCAACCGGCCCAGCACUCUUGAGCCAGGAAAUUCGCAACUCGACCACGAAUCGCCACAUUCCGAACGAGCACUCAAGGAGCAUGUGGAAAAUCAGGAGGAGGCCGGAGUGGGCAUGUGUCCUAUUCGACUCCUCGACCAACGCUCCCCCGAAGAAGUUGCGACUUACUUUGAACAACACAAACACGAGCUUCCGCGGUCGCACGAGGUUUGCGUGAAACGCUAUCAGAACAGCGAGCAGCAAAUCAGGAAACUGGACGCCAAAUACGGAAAUAUGGUCACCAUGAUACAGGGUCUGGGUGCCAAGCACCAGAACUUCCUCCCCAAGGAGCCUGAUGAGGAGCUCUGCAACGACCCCACGGAGGAGACCAAAAGCGAUGAGAAGGUGCGGAAGUGGGCGAGUGGCGUAUCCGAACAGGCUGCCGUGGGGGAAGAUGCAGCGGCGAGCGCGGAUGCGGAAGAUCGCCAGCCGCGCUUUGAGCGGCCGCUGAGAGAAAUUCGCGUUGGCGAGUCGCCCAGUCGGCCCUGGGGCAUAUCUGUCCCUGCGAAGUAUCUGGAUCACGUGGAUCAAGUGGAUGAGAAGGCCGCAGCCGUCUCCUCCCCCGAGCCUCAACUUCCCCCCGCUGGACCCGCGGCGACGCUGUCAAAGUGUCCAUUCAAGCCUGCUGCGGUCUCUUCCGCAAAAGCGGCGUUCGUUGACCCCGCCACCACUACCGCUCCUCAGGGCGCGGAGCGGAUGGUUUUUACCGGUCCGGUCUUCAUUGGAUACAGCGCCGAGGAUGCGGCAAGGAUUCUGCAGAACAAUGGUUCUAGAACGAAAUAAUGGCCUUGUUCUACAAAUUGGUAGCAGUGACACAGUUAGCAUGUAUCUCAAGCAGCGUGUAUGUAUGAGAAUGUCGGUGGAAUCAG